Ascoidea rubescens DSM 1968 is the source of this 1020-nucleotide messenger RNA. Its product is annotated as YqaE/Pmp3 family membrane protein. Lineage: Eukaryota; Fungi; Ascomycota; Saccharomycetes; Ascoideales; Ascoideaceae. Bases 74 to 829 code for a protein of 251 amino acids. The record is from RefSeq and is a predicted model, not a curated record. The transcript has a single exon. Gene Ontology annotation, cellular component: membrane.
CUUCUUGUUUCUCUCCAGCAUGUUCUACCAGUAUCUCUUCCCAGUGCUUGUGUAUCUUUUGCUCAAUUCCUCCAUGGCUCCUCGCUAUCAAAAGAAAGACUUGGCUCUCUAUCUUCUUUCCUGCUUCCUCCCCCCUGUCUCCAUCUACAUCAGAUGCCAGCACCAGCUUAACAACAAGCACUUCUUCUUCAACAUCUUGCUAUGCUUUGUUUUCUACAUAUUCGCUGUCCUCCAUUCCAUCUGGUUCAUCUAUAUUACCUCUGAUCUUCCCUUUGUCGAAAACGAGAAUCUUAUUUCUCAUUCAAAUAACAAUAGCAACUCUGCCUCUAACAAUGCCGGCGAGAAUGGCGACGUUAACAACCAAAUCCCUGGUUAUUUCCCAAACCAGUUCUUGAACAAUUUAUCUUCCUUUAAUUUCAACACCUUUCUAAGAAAUUCAACUAGCGGGUAUCAACAAAUUCCAAAUUCAAAUACCCAAAAUAACAACCCAAUAUUACCUCAAUUUGCCAAUAGCAACAAUAGCAACUCAUCACAAUUGCAAAAUCAAUUUCAAAAUCAAUUCCAUUACAAUUCAAAUAAUAACCAGCCAAACAACUAUAGUAACAUCAAUAAUCAAAACAGACCUUUGUAUCCUCCUCCUCCAAACUCUCAACAACAAAACUACAACCCUAUUCCAAAUAAUAAUAACAACAACAUUAAUAAUAUUAAUAAUAACAAAUUGCCCCCUUCUUAUAACGAUGCUACUGUUGCUUCUUCUUCAAACCCUUCAACUUCAAAUCCAAUUCAACAAGGCCCUCCAUCAACUGGCGAUAAUAAAAUCCAGUACUAAUUAUAAUCAUAUCACCUCCACUAUUUAAUAAAUUAUUAAUUUCUUAAUACAAAAUUACUCUACUUUAUCUUAUUUUCAAUCAACUCAAUUUACUCCAAUUUACUCCAAUUUACUCCAAUUUACUCCAAUUUAUUCUGUUUUAUCUCAACUCCUGUACUUUCCUCAUUUUCAAUUUUAACCUUCUUACACCA